ACUUGCAUUAUUUUUCUUUUGUGUUUAUUUUCGCCGAGAUGACUCACAAAACGGGACGAUUUGUACAAACAAAGACCAAAUUUUUUAUUUCCAAAUGCUAAAUUGCUGAUUUCCGAAAUCGGCGUGUUAGAAUUACAAAGUAAAUAGUGGAAAAUUGCCGGAAAACUACUGGAAAAAUGAUAAUUUACACAACACCAACAGCUUUAAUACUCGAAGAACAAGGAGAACGUGUGGAAUUUGAUCGCAGAAAUGGGAAAGUACUGGAAAAACCGGAAGAAUCGCUGGAAAUCCUCGAUCAAGAUGUGGUUUUGUGCGGAAACGUCGAGUUUUUGAUCGGAAAAAUAUCGUUUGACGAGCAGCAUUUUCUGUUUUUCGUCGUCGAUAGUUCGGUGGUAGCGUGUUAUAGAGGAACGUCAGCCGAGAGCUCCCAUUCAAUCCGGAGAAUCGAGCGGGUUAUCGCGAUAAAUGUGAAAUCCGAUGGCUCCGUGAUAAAAUCUCAAAUCACCCCGGGCUCCGGCACUAAAUUAAAGCAAGGAACCGAGAAAAUAAUGAAGUUUUUCGCGGAAAAAGUGACAAAAGCCGAGCCCCGUCCGGCUUUACUGGAUGAUGUGCUCAAGCUGUUCAAUGAUUCGAAGGAUUUCUACUUUUGUCGAAGCCGUGACGUCACAAUAUCCUCACAAAAGUAUUUCGAGAAGCGUGAGGCUCAUACGUCGGAGGAUUCGUUUUUUUGGAAUAAGAGGAUGGUGGGAAACCUGGGAGAAGCCAAAAUUUCCGAUAAAUUCACAUGCCCAAUUAUGCAAGGAUAUGUGGCCACAAGUCAGCUGGAAAUUACGGAUCAGAUAAACGCCUAUCUGACAAUCACAAUAAUUUCCCGACGAUCUACCCGCCGCGCGGGAGCCCGCUACCUACGACGUGGCAUCGACGAGGCUUCCAACGUGGCAAACUUCGUGGAAACUGAGCUCAUUUUGAACAUUUUCGAGCAUGAGCUCAGUUUUGUGCAGUGCCGCGGCUCGAUUCCCGUAUUCUGGUCUCAGCGUGGCUUCAAGUAUCGCCCACCGCUAAUUAUCAAUAGAUCUGUGGAGGAGACGCAUGGCGUGUUCACGGAGCAUUUUAAACGGCUUAAAGCCCACUACGACACUCCUCUUGUGGCGGUAAGCCUCGUGGAUCAACGUGGCAGAGAGCUUCCGCUGGCUCAGAGGUUUCUGGAGCAUUGUGUGAAGGCCGAUGAUAAUGACGUCACGUUUUUCUCGUUUGAUUUGCAUCAGCAUUGUAGAGGGCUUAAUUUUCAAAAACUCCAAACGCUUAUCUCCUCAAUGGAAGAAACACUGAAAACCAUUGGCUUCUGCUGGGUCGACAAAACCGGAGAAGUGGUUCAAUCCCAAAAAGGCGUCGUCCGAACCAACUGUAUCGACUGUCUGGACCGAACGAAUCUUGUUCAGGGCCAAAUCUCCCUGUUUGUAGUGUUACAGCAGGCUCAACGCCUCGGAAUCUUCGGACCGCUGUGCGAACCGCCCGAAGUGCUCGUACAGACGAUGCAAACGAUGUGGGCUGAUAAUGGAGAUGUGAUAUCGACGCAAUACGCCGGAACCGCCGCGCUGAAGGGAGAUGUGACGAGGAAUGGAGAGCGGAAGCUGAUGGGGGUCAUGAAAGAUGGAUAUAAUAGUGCAUCGAGAUACUACCUAACACACACCAAAGAUGCUCAACGCCAAAAAGCCAUCAAUAUAGUGACAGGACAAACGGAAGCCGACGAAAAUGCAGAAGAAGAGGAAAAUGAGAAGGAAGAAGAAGAGAAUAUCAGUCGAAUGGUGACUGAAACCAUACAAUUCCUGGUUCCAACCCAGCAAACUGUCAUCGCUGGCUGGGGAUUGAUUAACGCAUUCCAAAGUAGCGAUGAAAUCGACACAGUCGUCAUAUUAACCCGCUCCAAUUUGUAUAUUGUAACCUAUGAAAUCGAUGGAGAAAAGAUGACUGAUGUGCAAAUCGUUGCGCUGGAAGAUAUCAAUACUAUUCAAACAGGAACAUCUGGAAAUAAUCGACAAUGUGCUCGACUGGAAACUCUCGAAGGUGUAUUCAUUUGGAGGCCAUCUACUGUUCGGUUAUUUAAUAAUACUGCAAUCCGUCUGAAAUCCUUGGAAGAAGCCAAUGAGUAUAUUUCGUCGGUCGCUGAGCAGAUUCAGGUUGGCAGGAAUAUGCUGACUGGCGCUGAAGGUUCAGUUGUUCCGGUGGCAAAGAUUACGAUCCCUCAAAUGUCGGUUCAUAGAAAAUCGAUGGCUGCGAUGGGUGCACUGUUCGGGAAGAUCAAGCGAGUUGGGAAGCCAUCCAGUCUAUCGAAAAGUGCUUCCACAAUUUCAACUGCUCAACUUCCAGAAACCGAUGGAAACGAAUCGGACGCAUCGCAAAAAUCGGAUCACUUAAUGACGAAAAUCCUGAAAAUGUCACAAUUUAAAUCAGAUUCUCCCCAACCCGAACCAUUUUCCUCGCUACUACCCGCUAUCUCCGAGUGUCAAACUAAAAUUUCACUUUUGUAAAGAAAUAAAUAAAUUAUUGCCUCCUGGA
Caenorhabditis elegans is the source of this 2556-nucleotide messenger RNA. It is a transcript of the gene sac-2, whose product is annotated as SAC domain-containing protein. NCBI's taxonomy places the organism in Eukaryota, Metazoa, Nematoda, Chromadorea, Rhabditida, Rhabditidae. The coding region runs from base 177 to 2528 and encodes 783 amino acids. Gene Ontology annotation, molecular function: phosphatase activity; phosphatidylinositol phosphate 4-phosphatase activity. The record is from RefSeq and is marked reviewed. The transcript has 6 exons.